Molecule: messenger RNA, 3108 nt
Organism: Xenopus laevis (African clawed frog)
Lineage: Eukaryota; Metazoa; Chordata; Amphibia; Anura; Pipidae
Gene: sp5.S
Product: Sp5 transcription factor S homeolog
Biological process (GO): regulation of transcription by RNA polymerase II
Cellular component (GO): nucleus
Molecular function (GO): RNA polymerase II cis-regulatory region sequence-specific DNA binding; DNA-binding transcription factor activity, RNA polymerase II-specific
Source: RefSeq, marked provisional
CAGCGCUUCUUUUUCCGAAGUUGCCUCAUGAGGAAACUUCAGGCGGCUUUGGAGUUCGGGGAGAUUGUCACCCUGAAGAAGAGGCGAAUCUCCCCGAAUUUGCUCUUGUGGACUGACCCUAAGAAUAGCUGUGGCCCUGGGACCUGUAUUGCUGUAACAGCUGGAGGGUCACAAGAUGUGCACCUGAUUAUAUAAGAGCGUCUGUCUGGAAUAAAAUGCAACAAAUGAGGCUGCAGUGAUUACACAGUAAAUGUUGUUUUUCUGUGUCCUGUGAAGUAACACUACCCAUAAUCUAAACUUGCUCAGGAGCAGGGGAAACCAAGUCUCUUCCUCUCUGGGCAAAUAACAAAGGCAUAUUGUCACGUUGCCACAAAUCCCUCAUUACACAGAGGAAGGGGGAAUCUAAUGCUCAGAGUUCUAGAGCAGGGGGUCUCCGGGAACUGAGGGUCUCUUUGAUCAGGAAAAUCCAAUUAUUUGUGUAUACACAUUCCCCACUUAGUGAUUACUUCAUUAAUUGUCCCGCCUUUUGUCACCUCCCUUUCCACUCCUGUGUAAUAAUCAGUCCCUUUAUGUCGACCCAACCAACACUCCAUGAGGGCUUUGUACAUUCAAAGGAUUUGCUGGGGCUUCUGAAAGAGCUGCUCUUCUUUGAUGAUUGGGCGGCGGCAAACUUCAAAGGCAGAGAAACGGACUGUGACUGGCUGGCGGCCCAGCAAAGUCCUUAUCAAAUUCUUGGAGGUGAUCCUGCUGCAGUCAGUCAGUCAGUCAGUGGAACGGCCGCUGGAGGGAAGAGAGGUGGGAAGAGGGGAGGAUACUACACAGCACUAAACAAACAAACUGGUGCCACUAACUGCUUCAUGUAUCUCCACCAGUGUCCUGCUCAUCAUCAUCAUCAGGCACCUGUAGGAGCUGGACUAUGGCUGCUGUGGCUGUCCUAAGGAAUGAUUCUCUCCAGGCUUUCCUACAGGACAGAACUCCCAGUGCAUCCCCAGAUGUUGGUAGGCACACACCCUUGGCUCUUCUGGCAGCUACGUGUAAUCGAAUAGGCCAGCCAGGUACAAGUCCUACUGAUUUUAUUCAGCUUCCUUAUAACCCAACAAUUGGAUCUCCAUCUAGGAUUUUCCAUCCAUGGACUAAUGAAAUACCUACACAUUCCACUGGUGGAAUUCAACCUCACAAUGGCAUUGGACUUCAAAAAACACAACUUGCCUCUCACAUCCAGUCUUCCUUUGUUACUCAUGAAUUACCCUUGACACCACCAGCAGAUCCUUCCUAUCCAUAUGAAUAUUCUCCAGUGAAGCUGUUACCUCCCCCCAUGGCUGCUUUUCAGGCUUCUGCUUGCCAGUCUGCAUAUGUGCCUACUGUUCCUUAUGCACCCCCAGCCCCUAUUACAUCUGCUCUUCAUGGGUUUGUACCCAGCCAUUCAAACUUGAUACACCAGCAGCCAAUGCAACUCUCUCCCAAUCUGGCAGAAGAUAUGCCCUGGUGGAGCAUUCAGCAAGCCACACCAGUUGCCUAUGCAUCUCCUAUUCCUCAUCCGCAUCACCGGUUUCCUAUCCAGAGAAGUUUAGUUUUAGGGCAUUCAGAUUUUGCACAAUAUCAGACUCAGAUUGCUGCACUACUGCAAACAAAGUCUCCCCUAGCCACAGCCAGGAGAUGCAGAAGAUGCAGGUGUCCCAACUGCCAAACUUCCAGUGGUCCUGAUGAGGUAGGCAAAAAGAAGCAGCACAUUUGCCACAUACCAGGCUGUGGAAAAGUUUAUGGCAAAACCUCCCAUUUAAAGGCUCAUUUGAGGUGGCACUCUGGGGAAAGACCUUUUAUUUGCAACUGGCUGUUCUGUGGCAAAAGCUUCACCAGGUCAGAUGAAUUACAGAGGCACUUAAGGACUCACACUGGUGAGAAGAGGUUUGUCUGCCCGGAAUGUGGGAAAAGGUUCAUGAGAAGCGACCAUCUGGCAAAACAUGUAAAAACCCAUGAAAACAAGAAAAUAAAAAAUGUAGAAAGGACAGUGAAGCAGGAGCAGAACAGGGGCCAUUAGUAUAAGCCUGACACAUGUUUCUCCAGUGCAAUAUACAAUAUGCUGGGUACUCCCAUUGGAUUAAUAACAACCAUUCAAAGGUAAAUGGUGAUACAGUCUCAGAACUUGUCUCACCUAUAUAUUUGUACAGGGUUUCUUCAGAUUUGUUUUUUCACAAUGGCUGUCUUGGGAAGGAUACUGUGUUUUCAUACUCUGUGUAUAUUUCUGUUAAUAAUUAAACUAAGUACAAAAAAAUGAAUAACUUAAAUGUAAAAGACUUCAAAGCUUCUGCAAACUAUUUAACGAUUUUGUGAAACCCCUGUUUCAUUGGUCGCCCCUCUGCAGCAUGCAGUCCUUGGUUCCCUAGGAAAAAAAUAAACAAUGGAGUCACUUGUUCAGAAGAUCUGAGCCGAGUCACUUGCUUUGAUACUCUAGUAUCAUAUUUGGGGAAGGGAGAGAAAGACAUUUAGUAACGGGGGCGAUACAAUGGCUCUACGGUAAACACAAUCACAGCUAGGUGUUACUGUGCAAUUAUUUCAAUCACUUUUGGUUGUAGAAUUCUAUUCACAGGAGAUCCAGAAGUACAGUAAUGUUUCUUUCCUAAGGGAAAAUAAAAAUACUAGUCCCUAUUCUUAUAUAGAUAUUGCACAGUACCAUUCCUGAGUGUGACCCUGACUACUAAAAUGCUUAUAUAAUUAAAAAAAAUAAAAAUAAUAUUAGGAUAUGUUAUAUAGCAAUACUAAAAUAUAACAUUUUUCAUUCCACAGCUAGUGAUGUUUCAUGUUUGCUUGAGAAGCAGUUCCUAUGUCAUUGAAGCUGCUUUGUAUUGCAAAUAUCGGAUGUGCGAUUUAGCAUAAAUUUUUGUAUCACAUACAGAUCAGGUAUCAUUUACACUUAUAGGAGGAAUACAUAUACAAUCCUUGAGUGAAAUAAGUACUAGUGAAAGGGGUAAUUUACCUAGAAAUUCACUUUAAUAUGUUGUAGAAUGGAUUGUAGCAAUUUUGGUCUGUCAUUUUAUUCUGGUUAUUUGGUGUUGGGGGUCAUUGUCUCCAGCAGCCAAAAAAAUAUUGCUCUGUGAGCCUUCAUUUUAA